AUGGCAGAAUCAUCCGAGACUUCUGGACCUUCUGGGUUAAACGAAGUGAGGGCUACUCUUCUAAAAGUAGCCGAGCAAAUUUCUUCGAUAAACUCGUCGAAUUCAUCUUCACCGGCAAUGAGCCCAUCUAAUUCUUCAUCAGGUAAGUGUAGCUUUAAAAAAUAGCUUUGUCAAAUCCAGACGAUACAUACAUUGUAUGUAUAUAAUAAUAUGCAAAAAUAUUUAGUAUCAUUUUAUUAUUAUUAAAAAUAAAUUUGACUAUACUUACAUAAAUUGAAAUACAUUUACAGUAAAGCAAAUUAUAGUCUUAAGUCGAGAUUUUAAAUGCUUUUUACUAUAUUCUACUAGGAGCAACAUUGAGAACAAACAGCAGUUCUUCCCGUACUACCAUGCCUACUACAUCACAGCAGCAACACAAUAGCAGCGCCAUAUUGCAGGCCAUACAACCCAACAGCUCAACCAUCUCAUCUGCAAUUAGUGAGCAUAGACGGCUUUUUAAUUUCAAUAAAAGUCGUUGUUCAACCAAGGGCAAAGCAGCGUCAAAAAAGAAGGAAAAGCAACCCACAUGCAAGUUAAAGUUUGUUUGUCUUGCUGCAACAACAGCCACAGCUCCUCCUUCAAAUGUGAAAGACAAGACAGAUCUAUGUAAUGCAGGCUUGGGAGACUGCACAUUACUGUUAGACUUAAAUGAGAGCAGUGUUUAUUUGUAUGAGGAAAUUUUGAAAAAAUUCCCCCAGCUUGCUCACACAGGAGGAUAUGAACUCUCACUUUAUCAAAGAGGGGGUGGUGUCAAUGGGGGCUUUCAUGCAAUUAAACCUCCACUGACAACAAUACGUUUGAAGGAUAUCUGUGCUCUAGCCAAAAUUUAUAUACGACCACUUCAAACAGACAUUCCACUUCUUGACGAGGAAACCCAAGAAGAGAACAAUGAG
Molecule: messenger RNA, 932 nt
Organism: Paramuricea clavata
Lineage: Eukaryota; Metazoa; Cnidaria; Anthozoa; Malacalcyonacea; Plexauridae
Source: the annotation of a GenBank genome assembly